AUGGAUGACACUCUGAAGCUUAAUAAGUCCAAGCUUGGCACUAAGGAGUACUGGGAUGAGUUUUACUCCCUUGAAAAGAAGAAUUUUGAAGAAAAUCCUGAAGAUACCGGAGAAUGUUGGUUCUCAGAGAAUGAUGUCGAGCAUCAUCUGGUAAAAUUUAUGGAAGAGUUCGUUGAAGACGGUGAAGUGGACUGGGAUGCGUCUAUGCUUGAUUUAGGUACCGGAAAUGGACAUCUUUUAUUCACUUUAGCUGAAGAAGGCUUUAAAGGCCGCAUGGUUGGUGUUGACUAUUCCGAGAAAUCCGUAGAGUUUGCGAACGAAAUCUUGAAGAAGCAGCAUAGUACAAUGGAAAACCUUUCAUUUUAUGCGGCAGAUAUAUUUAGUAGGGACUGGAACCCCCGGCCGUUUGACGUUGUCUUGGACAAAGGGACUUUGGAUGCAAUUGCCCUAAGCGGUCUAACGCUAGAAAACGGACAAUCGAUCUUAGAUGCUUACCAUAAGGUAGUUGAAAAGGUCCUUAAGGAAACUGGAGUUUUCAUUAUCACUUCUUGCAACUAUGCCGAGGAAGAGCUGAUAAAGAUAGUUGCAAAAGGCGAGUUGAAAGUACUGAAAACCAUUGAGUAUCCUAAAUUCGAGUUCGGUGGAGUGAAGGGCAGCGCUAUAAGCACAGUUGCAUUUGUAAAGAAGUGA
This is a messenger RNA of Eremothecium sinecaudum, 690 nucleotides long. It is a transcript of the gene EFM4, whose product is annotated as Efm4p. The record is from RefSeq and is a predicted model, not a curated record. The transcript has a single exon. Lineage: Eukaryota; Fungi; Ascomycota; Saccharomycetes; Saccharomycetales; Saccharomycetaceae. Bases 1 to 690 code for a protein of 229 amino acids. Gene Ontology annotation, cellular component: cytoplasm. Gene Ontology annotation, molecular function: protein-lysine N-methyltransferase activity. Gene Ontology annotation, biological process: peptidyl-lysine monomethylation; peptidyl-lysine dimethylation.